Halichondria panicea is the source of this 1462-nucleotide messenger RNA. Its product is annotated as dermonecrotic toxin LbSicTox-betaIA1a-like. The coding region runs from base 77 to 1303 and encodes 408 amino acids. Gene Ontology annotation, biological process: lipid metabolic process. Gene Ontology annotation, molecular function: phosphoric diester hydrolase activity. The transcript is spliced from 2 exons. Lineage: Eukaryota; Metazoa; Porifera; Demospongiae; Suberitida; Halichondriidae. The record is from RefSeq and is a predicted model, not a curated record.
UGCCCACAGAUGUUUACAAAAGAGAACCACUACAUUCAAGAGCCACUUUUUGACUUCUCAGAAUCUGCUGUAUACAAUGUCAAAGAGAUCGAUAGCUGUCACCCUCUGGCUUUUUGCUGCAGUUGCAGUGCCAUUGCUGCAUGCAGUGGAGAGCAAGCCCUCAGCACUUGACAAACUGCUGGUAGAAACCAUUGAGACACUCCUUCAAGAGGAGGCUCAACAAGAGAUAGCUCAGGACGAAAACAAACAUGGAAGUAAUGAACAACAAGUGCUCGAAGAAAUUAUCAAUAGAAAUGUUCAAUCGAGUAGCCUUCGCAAAAGACCCAUCUACAAUGUUGCUCAUAUGGUUAACGGACAAUCUCAAAUCAAUGAUGAUUGGGUUAAUCCUGCCAAUGCAAUUGAGUCCGAUCUUGCUUUCAAUUCUGAUGGCAGCCCAAAGGAAUUUUACCAUGGCAUUCCCUGUGACUGCUUUCGCAGCUGUAUCAAAAAAGACAAUGUUGCAGCACAUUUUGCAGCUAUUAGAGAGAAAGCUGUUGAUCCAAACAAGAAUGUUGCCUUAUUUUGGAUCGAUUUGAAGUUAGCAGCAAGUGGAAUAACAGAUUUUAAAGGCAGUGGAGAAAAAUUGGCAAAAGUUAUUACACAAAGUAACUCUCUUUUCCCACUUGGCAAAGAUGUUCCGAUUCAUGUCUUGUUAGGAGCUGAGGCCAUUAAUCAGAACCAGUUCUUUGUAGGAUUUCUUAAUUACAUUAAAUCAAAUCGACCCGAAUUAUAUGAUAAGUUUGGUUUUGACUUCAGUGGUACUGAUACAACGGUUGAAGAAACUCUACAAGCAUUUAAGGAAAUUGGAAUUGAGAAAAAUAUUUGGGUUGGUGACGGCAUCAUUAACUGCAUACCACGAGGUACUAGCAGACUAGAGCGAAUUCUUGCAAAAAGAGACGAAUUGGGAUCAGAUAAUGCCACUUUUAAAGUUUACUCGUGGACUAUUGAUAACAAAGCCUCACUGAUAGAGCAUUUACAGCUUGGAGUGGACGCAAUCAUCACCAACAUACCUGCAAAACUAAAUAAUUUGAUACGAGAAGAAUUUCAUGACACGUUGACACUGGCAACUCAAGAAACGAGCCCUUGGGAGCAAAUUAAGUCAUCCGAAGCUAUUCAACCAUUUGCACAGAGCUGCGAUCGCUACUGGUUGUUCCAGUUUUAUUGCCGGAAAUAUACAAGCCGUGACAGCCAAUGUUGGUCAGACAAAAAGUGUAGCAGGCCUAGCGAUUGUCAUGGAGAGUUGAAGUGUUCAGAGGCUAAUUGAAUCAAAACAUGAGUGACAUUUAUUUAGACAUUCUGACUUUAGUAAUAGUUUGUAUAGAGAACUCAACUAAUUAGCUUCAGUUUUAGAAGAAUAUACUUGAAUGCAGUCAUGUAUAGCAUGUGCAUGCAUGUAUAUUUUACAGAUCGAAUAUAACCUUUC